UUUAAACAAUCGUUUAGUUUUGUCACUUUUGGAAUUGUUAUAAAUGGAGACAUACUAUAUUCUAGGUAUUAGCAUGUUCUUUAAAUGUAUUUUCUUAUUUUCCCUUCAGAAAACCCUGACCCAGAAGUCAUGGCAGCCAAACCCAAGCUCUACUACUUUCAUGGCCGGGGCAAGAUGGAGUCGAUCCGCUGGCUGCUGGCUGCAGCUGGAGUGGAGUUUGAAGAAGAAUUUAUUGAAACAAGAGAACAACAUGAAAAGUUGAAGAAGGAGGGGCGCCUGCUUUUCGACCAAGUGCCUUUGGUUGAAAUGGAUGGACUGCGGCUCACACAGACUAGAGCCAUCCUCAGCUACAUUGCUGCCAAGUACAACUUGUACGGGAAGGACCUGAAGGAGACAGCCAGGAUCAAUAUGUAUGCUGAUGGCACAUUGGAACUGAUGAUGAUGAUUGCAUUGAUGGCGUUCAAACUGCCUGAGGAAAAAGAGGAGAGCAUUGCUUCAGUCCUGAAGAAAGCUAAAAACUGUUACUUUCCCGUCUUUGAAAAGAUUUUGGAAGACCAUGGAGAGGAUUUUCUUGUUGGCAACAAAUUCAGCUGGGCAGACAUACAGCUGAUAGAAGCUAUUUUAAUGGUGGAAGAACUCAAUGCUUCUGUUCUUUCUGACUUCCCUCACCUACAGGCAUUUAAAACCAAAAUCAGCAACAUCCCAACAAUUAAGAAGUUUCUGCAGCCUGGGAGUCAGAGAAAGCCACCCCCGGACAGCCGCUAUGUUGAAGUCGUCAGGAACAUUUUGCAGUUCUAGUGACCAGCAGACUUUAUGGCGCCAACAGUGGUGAUUCAAUGGCACCAUCGGCACACGCCAUCUGUAGUGGAUAACUAAAGCCAAUGGUAGAUACUAGGGGUAGAGCAUCUGAAAAAAACAAGAGCUGGCUGCCAUCAAUG
Molecule: messenger RNA, 938 nt
Organism: Choloepus didactylus (southern two-toed sloth)
Lineage: Eukaryota; Metazoa; Chordata; Mammalia; Pilosa; Megalonychidae
Product: glutathione S-transferase A4-like
Exons: 6
Coding region: 85-798 (237 amino acids)
Biological process (GO): xenobiotic metabolic process; glutathione metabolic process
Molecular function (GO): glutathione transferase activity
Source: RefSeq, a predicted model, not a curated record